Molecule: messenger RNA, 680 nt
Organism: Papilio polytes (common Mormon)
Lineage: Eukaryota; Metazoa; Arthropoda; Insecta; Lepidoptera; Papilionidae
Exons: 3
Coding region: 113-544 (143 amino acids)
Source: RefSeq, a predicted model, not a curated record
UUAGUUAAAGAAUAUAUUUCAGUAGUUUACUUUUAAUUAAUUUCCGCCAAAGCUCCAAAUAUUAUGUUUUUUUUCGGUGUGGGUACCCCUGAACCGAAACAUUAUUCACUGUAUGCUUAUCUAUGAUUUGGUUGAAAAUUUGACAGGCUUACAUCGGCAUCGAUCGAUUGGUUCGUCCCUCGAAUUGCCAUUUUUAUUUGAGCUUUGCUUGAAUUUAUCAGCCGGUAGACAGAUCUUCACGAUGACGAAAAAAGAUUAUACUGGUUUGGCUGAAGAGGCUUCCAAGGAUUACGACAAGGCCGUCGAUGGAAUCAUUGAUCCUCAUCCAGAAGAUAACGAUAAUGUUGCGAAAUUGCUGCAGGAUAUAGGUAAAGUUUUUGACAUUGGCAGCACUGACAUGGGACCUGAGUUUAUGAAGUUACUAAAACAAUUCAGCAGCAGCAAUUCUUUGAUCAUGGAAUCUGGUAAUGGGGCAACAAAACUGGCUGAACAAGAGAGUGAUAAUGAACUCAAAUGUGAACAUAUUGUAAAGAGUAUGGACUAAAUAACAUUGGAAUUGCCACUGUAAUGCAGAUGUUCAUAUUUGCAAACAUCAUCAAGUAGAUGUUUUCUUUUAUUUUAACCUGUACCAAAAAGAUCUCCAAUGCUUGUGAUAAUUUAUUUGCAAAAUACAUUCAGUG